Molecule: messenger RNA, 1962 nt
Organism: Neocloeon triangulifer
Lineage: Eukaryota; Metazoa; Arthropoda; Insecta; Ephemeroptera; Baetidae
Gene: snky
Product: protein sneaky
Exons: 4
Coding region: 1-1962 (653 amino acids)
Cellular component (GO): membrane
Source: RefSeq, a predicted model, not a curated record
AUGCCAAUAACGCAUCAGAACGCGGUUGAUGCGCUGAAAAAAUGUGUCUCCGGAUUCAUAAUAGGAACUUUGCUCGCCGCAGGCUUUUAUCAUGGAAUCCUCGUCGACCUCGGCAUCAGCCACGAAGUCUUGCAGCCGUAUGGAAUCUCACUGGGAGUGAUUUUCGGCGUCGCUUGUGCACUUUCAGAGAGGGUGCAGUGCGUGGGCCUCAUCUGCGCAACGCUGUUCUGCUCUAGAAACGGGCGGCGGACUUUGCAAGCUAUGCUUUUUGCUCUUCUCAUCACAGGACCUGGUAACAACAUGAUUUCCAAUACCAAAGAAGCAGUGAGAACCUUCGGAUGCGCUGCAGAGCUGGCUUUCAACAUCAGCAAAGACUACGCUUAUCUCACAGUGACGCCCUUCACCACGGCCAUCCUGCAGAUGGACCACCAGAAGAGUGCCGAUUCCGUUGCCCACGCCGUAUCCUCAGUUCAUAGGCAAAUCGCGCCCAUCACAGAAGCCGUUGACAUACCUCUGGAUGAUAAUUUUUCUAUUCCUGAUGACGAGGAUGACGAAUAUGUGGAAAAAGUUAUGUCCGUCCACAAAAAGUACAAAAUCGAUCCGGAUGUGGACACUGAUGGUGAAAUCAUAGAGAAGAAUUUUAUGAAAAAGGUGGAGCUGAAGUGUGUAAACGCCAUCAAGAACAGCAGUCUCAACUGCAAGCAAAUCUUUGAGAACAAGUAUGACGAGUGCGUGGAAAAGGUGUCACCUUUGGUUUCCUGGCUGAUGUGCUGGCCAAUGAAAGUUGACUACGUCUGCGACCUGCCGUGGCUGGUGGUCGGGAAGGCGCCCUGCGACGCGAGCACAAACAUCAAUCGCGGCUACGGCUCGGCGUUCAACGCCCUCAAAAGCUCUGAUCUGAAAACCACCCUGGGGAAGGCCAAGUUCAGGUACAAGUUGCCCGACCCUGAUUUGCGAGAGGAGGUGCACGACGUGACCUCGUCAGCCAAGACCAUCGAGGCCGAAGUUAAAGCAAAGGCCGAGGGCGCCGAGGUGCUGCUCGGUCUGCUGUCCAAGGCAGUCGCCCUGAUGUUCCUGCCAACCAUCCUUGAGUCUGUCAAGUACGUCAACAACUACCUGCACCGCCCAAGUUAUGACAACGUUUUUAUCACCAAAGAUUUUGAGGCUUUGGAUCUUAAAAGGGCAAGCAAGGGUCACGAGCCCGUUCUGAUGCCCUUGCGAAGGAUGGAAAAACGAAACCUGGUCCUCACCUCCACACCCCUGCCAAACGGACCUGAAACUAAACACUACCUUGCGCCCUAUUUUCGGAUAGUUUUGCUGUUAUUCAUCGUCCUGGUUGUUUUGUCCACUGACUACCUCUACUUCCGGACCCUUCAGGUUGUGGCCACCCACGGAAGGUUCGACAUGACCCUGACAGGAAAUCACACCAUUCACAUCAAGGUGACCGGCUCUGGGUUUGUGGCCAAGCUGGUGCGGUCAUUGACCAAGAAUUUCAACAACGACGCCUUCGUCAAUCACACCCUGAGCAACGAGCACUGCCUGCCACAUCCGAACAGCCUGCAGACCUACUACUAUGUCAAAAUUUUAGCACUGUUCCUUUUGAUGGUUUUGUUCGUCGUCGCAGACCACUUGCCCAAGAGGGCCAGGAAACUGAUCUGCGCGUGGUACUAUCCGAAAAGAGAGAAGCAGCGAAUUGUGUUUUUGUACAACAAGCUGCUCAAGGCCAGGCUGCAGUGGAGGGAUAUUGCAAGUCGGAGGGUGGACACCAGCUUGGAACAGUUGCGGUCAGAAGAAAAGUUAAACAAGACUAAUAUGAAAGUUUUGAACUUUUUCAAGUCAAUCAGAGUGAAAUUUUGGAACGUGCGGCGGUGCAUUCUGUGCAGUACAGAAGAAGUUCGUGGAGAAAAGUUUGUAAGCUGCGUUUUCCUGGGCAACCGAUCUUUUGUGGAUGAUCUGCCAUAA